Camellia sinensis is the source of this 1001-nucleotide messenger RNA. The record is from RefSeq and is a predicted model, not a curated record. NCBI's taxonomy places the organism in Eukaryota, Viridiplantae, Streptophyta, Magnoliopsida, Ericales, Theaceae.
UCAAGUUUAUUGCAGCUAAUCAUCGAAAUCGUGCUUUGAAUCAAUCAAUCCUGCGUUUGGGCACUCAGAAAGCCUGGUUUCGGUUGAGAAUUUCAGUGGGCAAGAACGAAUUUCUGACUCCGAAGGCGAUUGCGAAUCGAAUCAAGGCGAAGGGUCUGCAGAAACUUCGGUGGUACUGCCAGAUGUGCCAGAAGCAAUGUCGGGACGAGAACGGGUUCAAGUGCCACUGCAUGAGCGAGAGCCACCAGCGCCAGAUGGAGGUCUUUGGCCAAAACCCCCACCGAAUCGUCGACGGCUACUCCAAGGAGUUCGAGAGAGAGUUCCUCGACCACAUCAAAUGCAGCCACUGCUUCAGUCGCAUUGCCACCACCGUGGUCUAUAACGAAUACAUUGCUGAUCGCCACCAUAUUCACAUGAAUUCGACUCAGUGGGCUACCUUGACUGAGUUUGUCAAGUAUUUGGGGCGCACUGGCAAGUGCAAGGUUGAUGAGACCCCAAAGGGCUGGUUUAUUACAUAUAUAGAUAGAGAUUCAGAGACCCUUUUCAAGGAAAAGUUGAAAUGUAAGCGAACUAGGGCCGAUCUAAUAGAUGAGGAGAAGCAAGAGAGAGAGAUAAGGAGGCAAAUUGAGAGAUUUUGUUUUUGGAUGUCUACACGAGGUGGUAGAGGUCGUGUUGGAAGUAGAAGUGUCGGUAAGGGCACAACAGUUCCGUUAGCACCUGCCCUUAUAACAUCGGCUGUAGGCGAGGAAGCUGCACGUGAGAUUGUAAGGGUAGUAAGAGAUGCUCUAGCUUGCAAUGAGAGAGACCAUGGUCAUACCCUUAAGCUUACCAUGGAGUUUCUUCACUCUAAUCCGCCUGAGUUUUUGGGAGAGCCUAAAUCGUUGGAGGUAGAAGAUUGGUUAGAACAAAUUCCCAAGACUCUUGAUAUGCUCAGAGUCGAGGACGAGGAGUUGAGAGUUAAUUUGGCUGGUUUCCAACUAAAGGGAGACGUCGGUUAUUAG